Dicentrarchus labrax (European seabass) is the source of this 6692-nucleotide messenger RNA. It is a transcript of the gene arhgef5, whose product is annotated as Rho guanine nucleotide exchange factor (GEF) 5. Lineage: Eukaryota; Metazoa; Chordata; Actinopteri; Moronidae. The transcript is spliced from 15 exons. Bases 576 to 6095 code for a protein of 1839 amino acids. Gene Ontology annotation, cellular component: nucleus; cytoplasm. Gene Ontology annotation, molecular function: protein binding; guanyl-nucleotide exchange factor activity. The record is from RefSeq and is a predicted model, not a curated record. Gene Ontology annotation, biological process: intracellular signal transduction; activation of GTPase activity.
AGACACCAAGGAGGUGCACUUCCUGUGUUUCGUGAGAGAAGAAUGGGGCAGGAGAGAGGAGAGAGUUAUGUGUUUUUCUUUGCCAGGGGGGGUCCACACAGGCAAUCACGUUGGCAGUAAAGUGGAGAGAAAAGAACUGAAGAAGGAGGCAGACUUUAGUUUGAUUUAUUGGAGAGCUCCCUGUACAGCAAUAGCGAGUGAGAGGACAAGACAGAGAGAAGGAGGAGGGGAAAGAUAAGUGUCAAUCUGUUGAGACUUGUUUGGGAAUUUGAGGAAGGAGGGGAGAGACACACACAGAGAGAGAGAGAGAGAGAGAAGCAGCAAGAGGGAAAAGUUCAGGCGUAAACAUUACGUUUUUCACAAGACUUAGAUUGAUAGAUUUUUUUGAUAGAAAAGGGUAAUGGUUUAUUUAUUUGUAGAAAAGGAGGACAUUUGUUGUGUCACUUAGACAAUGUGAAUACAAGGAAUGAAUUCUUAUGUGUUGUGCAAUAGCAUGCUUUUGAGCUGAGCUGAAAUUGGGGAAGACCGCAGAUCUCCCCAGGAUACUACAUUCAGGUUCUUCAAAUUAUGAUACUAUGGGGACCAAAAGGCCCAGCUGCACCCUUUUUGACACUUUAUCUAACAUAAACACAUCUGACCGCAAACUUCAGCCAGGUGGAAAAAUCUCCCGGGAUCCAAGUCCCAGGCCAGCAAUGACUGCCCAGUCGGAGAAAGUGAGAGACAGCAACCGCGAGGAAGAGUGGAGGAGAGAAAGAGAAACAGAGAAAAUGAGGGACAAAGCAAGAUACAAAGAUGUGGACUCACGGGAGAGAUACAAGGAAAGAGACAGAGCUCCUGCACCCCGGCCAAGAGAGGGAGAAAGAGAGUGGAGGGAGAGAGAAAGGAGGCAAGAAGAUGACAGGAGCCGAAAUGGGAGGCCGCUGUCAAAUGUAGAGAAAGCUGCUGAGACAGAAGUGGAGAGGGGGAUGAAGAAAGGUGACACAUUUCCUAGAAUGAGAAAAAACAGUGCAGAUCAUGGCAGAAGAAUGACCGCCACCGCUGAGACAGAUGAAGAGAGAAGGGAAAGGAGACCAAGAGAUAGGCCGAAAAGAGUAGAGGCAGACGACUGGGAGAGAGAAAGAGAUCGAGUACGGCACAGAGAGAUUUACAGAGAGAGGGAAAGGGAUGAGAUCCGAAUCAGGGCAAAGGAAGAAGGGCAAAACACUGGACGAAGACCUGUUGAAGACGAGAAAUCGCGUCAGAGGGAAAGAUAUGAGUUUGAUGUUGAUUUUCAGGACAGGAGAAGGUGUGAUUCAUUGGACAGAAGAGAGAGAGAUAAUGCUAGAAGGAGAGAGAAGCCGAGGCCUAACAUGGGAAACAUUGAGGCCAGGGUGUCUUCUCCACACAGAAGAAGAGACAGAGAAAUCUACUUAGAUAGGAAGGACAGGGAAAAGGCACAAAGGAGAGAGGGAAGGAGGGACACCAGGAGUGAGGGAGACAGCGACGAGAGGGAGAUCAGGAGGGAGAGAGUGAGGGACAGAGAGAGGGAGGAGUUGACAUAUCAACACAGCAGAAGUGAAGGGGACACCACAGGCAAAACAGAGAGGGAGAGACAUCGAGAUAGGCAAGGAUACCGGGAAGAGGAAAGGGAGAGAUACAGAGACAGGGACAGAGAGAGAGAAGUGGAUCGAUCCAGGAGGAGGGGAGUAGAGAAGGAUAGGGAGAGGUACAGAGAGGCUGACAGGAGGGGAGCAAGGGAGCCAGACAGGGAGGGAGCAAGAUGGAAGGACCGUGUGAGAGACGUGAAGGAUGAUAGGAGAGAGGGUGACAGAUACAGAGAGUAUGAGCAGAGGAGAGGCAGAGAAACAAAGGAAAGACAGGAAGAUCCAAGGUGGGAUGAUACCACAGCCAGAGGCAGCAGAUCCCAGAGCGACACAGCUCCCAGGGUGCCGCCACGAGCCCAGAGCAGUGGAGAGUGGAGCACCACUGAAAGUGACAGAGAUGUAGAUGAACAGACAGAUCCAGAAAGAGCUGCUGAAAGAAGUCAAAGGGAGCAAAAAAGAAGUGAGAGACAGGAGAGAAGAAAAGGAGAGACAGCAGGCAGAGUGCCAGAGCAGAAAAGGAUGUGGUUAGAGCCACAGAGGGGCAAGAAUAGUAAAGAAGAAUUUGUAGACAGAGACAGACACACAAGGGAGAAAGAGCGGAGGAGAGAACAAGAGAGGAGUAUGGAGUCACAGGCUGAGUGGGUAAGAGGGGGGCGGAGAAUAAAAGAGGAACCAGAUGAGAGGUAUUUGGACCAUAGCAGUUACAGAGGAAGGCAUGGAGGGAGAAAUGAGAACAAGGGGGCUCUAGAGAGGGAAUCGGAGGGUGUAAGUGUAGAUGGAGAGGAGGUGGGUGAAGUCUGGAGAGAAAUAGAUAAGGGAGGGAAGGAACAUCUGUCUGACACAGAUGGAGGGAUAGAGGGAAGCUGGCGGAGGGAUGCAGAGGGGGAGAACGUGACAGAUAACACAGAAGAGAGUGACAGAGAGGAACAGGGUGGGAGCGAUUAUUGGGCCCGCUCAGAGAGCGAAGGAGGAAGUGACUCAGGGUGGAAGCAAGAGAGAGACAGAAUGCUGUCAGGAGAGGACGGCUUUGUGACUCUGUCCAGCGGCGGAGACGAGGAGGACGAAAGAGAGGAAGAUGAAAAGUUUGAGGACUGUCAGGAGUUCUGGGAAGGUGAAGUUUCAUGUGAUGGCCCCUCACCUGUUGCCAUCAAGGAGCAUGAGGGAGACGAGCAGAGGGAAGAGGAAUGGAUAAUGGGAAAGGAAGAGACGGUUGAUGAAGACGAACAGGGGAGGGAAAAGCAACCAAAGUACGUCUUCUGUGUGAUUGGGCAAACUUUGCCUCGGUCAAAACCCGGACAGAUGUCACCGUCACAAGUUGAUCAGGCAAAGGGUGUGGAAAGUGAGAACCCAAAUUUAGAAAGUUGUCAUCAUUGUAGUGAUGACGGCACACAGCAACCUCAGCAUGACCUGCAUCUGACAUCAAGUAGAGAGGAUGAAUACCCGACCAUCAACCACCAGGACACAGAGGGCAGGAGUGGGUGUAACAUGCCAAGAGAGGAAAGGGCAGCCACGGGAGAAACAACUGAGGUGGAUAUGAGAUACAGAGUGUCACCAGAGCUUCAAAACACACAGACUGGAGAGAGAAUAAGGCGCAAGAAGGAGCACCCGUAUGCUGAAAUAGGACCAGUAAAAAGAGACUCACAGACUGAAAAACUCCUGAUAGAGUGGAGAGAGAAAAAUAAAGAAGGGGUGGAAAGAGAGAGUGAGCGACCUUUGUCAGUCCCCGUUAAUCCCUAUGGUGAUGUUUGUUCUCAAGUACAUUUUGAACAAAUUCAACCCAUCUUGGAAGGGAUUAACACCGGAGCAAUGAGCCCAGAAGAGGUGGAGGCCAUCCGGAUCCGAAUGAGCGGGGCAUGGAGCAUGUCUGACGAGCCCAAGCGUCAUUCCCAAGCCCCACACCUUAAAUGGGCCAAAAAUGUGGUGCGGGAGAUUCUGGGACGCUCAGAAGAACAGUUUUCAGAUGAACCUAACGCAGAGAUACCAGGAGACCAAGGGGUCAACCAGUCCGAGACAACGAUCGAGAACGACAAACAACAGGAAGUGGCUGCACAAGAGACCGCAGAGAUGCCAGUUGUUACACUGACAAUGGACGAACGGCACUCAGAGCCAGAGCUGGAGGAAGAAGAGCCGUUGGAGGUGGAGGGAUUGAGAGGUAUGGGGCUGAGCCAAGCCGACAUGCAUGCUGACCAGUGCGCAGCUAUGCAUGGUGACACACAGACAUACACUCAUGCUGACACACUGCUAGACACAGAAGGGAAGGAGGAUCAGAGUAUGGACAAAGAGACAGAGCCUUCGUAUCGCGUUUUAGAAAAGGCAGAUAGAGAGGUGAAAAUUAGCGAAGAGGCCGGUGAUGAGGUUAAUUUAUUAGAAAAGGAAAAAGAAGCAAGUAGAGUGAAGGAAGUUGAGAUGUAUUUAUCUGUGAGCAACACGCUGUACAAGCCUAACAGCUGCCCCAUUCUGAAUUAUGAAACUGAGCCUGAGCUCCUCAUUCCCUCUAGAGAGGCUGAGGGCCAGGAGGUGGAAGACAGAAUGGGUGAAAGCGAAGAAGAAAGGCAGGAAGAGGACCCUGAAGAGAGGGGUACUGGAGAGGAGGUGGGAAAGGUGAGGGAGGGAGAGGGGAGUACUGAGGUGGAUAGCAGAGAGGGAGAAAGGAAAAUAGAAGAGAGGACACUGACGAGCAGCUGCAGUUUCCGAAAUUUGGGCCCCGAGGCUCGAUUGCGGAGAAGGGGAAUCCGUAAAACUACUGAAAGAAGAAAAGGAGAGCUUGUAGAAGCAGAAGAAGCGGAAGGUGUUGGAAGGGACCGCAGAACCAGAAUAUUCUCUACAACAGAUGAUGAGGACGAUCGGAGCAAAAGCUGGGGAGAAGUGGAGCUGAGGAAUGUUUUGGAAACAAUUGACAGACAGAAAAGGAACUCAAGGUUUUUCAAUGCUGCACAGCUCUACCAGCAGUACAGCGAGGCCGCUCAGAACUUUGAGAUCCUGCGCCAGGCUCGCUCCGAAGUCACGUCUUUGUGCGAGGACACUGCCCCUUCUCCUGCUCCUUCACCUCCUCCUGCCCGCAGACCUCUUCCUCCCCUACCUCCUGUCCCGCACCCCCACUCCUUGUCCCACACAGGCUCCAUCAACAGUGUCAAAAGCUUGCCUCUCCCUGAGCCCCCCAAGAGUGAAGGCAGGCCUUCCUCCCCACGUCUAUCCAUCUCUCUCAGACAGUCAGCUGCACUGUGGCGGGAGCUGCCGGGGGUCAGGAACAGUGUUGAGCUGGAAGAGCUCACAGAGGACCAGAGGCGACUACAGGAGGUGAGAUUUGAGGUGGUGACCUCAGAGGCCUCCUACUGCAGGAGUUUGGACAUUGUUGUUGAACACUUUGUCAAGUCCAAACAGCUGGGGGCGCUGUUGACUACUCAGGACAGGAACUGGCUGUUUUCCCGGCUGGCAGAUGUUCGUGCCAUCAGCCACAGUUUUCUAUCAAAGCUGGAAGAGAGAGUGGAAUCAGACAUCAUGCACUUUACCGUGUGUGAUAUCAUCGCUCGGCACUGUCAGCGCUUCAAAAUGGUUUACGUGCCCUACCUCACCAACCAGUCAUACCAGGAUGCCACCUACCAGAGACUCAUGAAUGAAAAUCCAGGGUUCAAGCGGAUUGUAGAUAAAUUGGAGAGGAGUCCUGUUUGUCAGAGGCUUCCUCUUCGUUCCUUCCUUGUCCUUCCUUUCCAAAGGAUCACAAGAAUUAAGCUGCUGGUCCAGAACAUUGUAAAGAGAACAACUCCUGGUACUGCAGAGGCGACUCAGGCCAUCAAAUCUUUGAAACUUCUGGAAAAGCUGAUUCAAGAGAGUAACGACAGCAUCACUCAGAUGAAAAGCAUUGAGUCCCUGGUGUCUCUCAGUGCUAAGGUGGACUUUGAGUGCAGGACUCUUCCUCUGAUCAGUCAGUCUCGGAGGCUGGUGCGGGAAGGGCCGGUUACUGAACUGAUGGAUUUCUCUCUGAAGGAUACAGAGAGGAAAGUUUAUUUGCACCUAUUCAACGACUACUUGCUACUUUCAUUACAAAAAGAAGGAGGAAGGUUCACAGUAAUCGACCACUCUCCAGUGUCAGACCUGCGUGCAGAGAACUGCCGUGUGAAACUUCACUCCCUCCAGAAGAACCUGUUCCGGCUGCACAUGACACACAAAGCCCUGCUCCUGAGGACUGACACACAGAGUGAUAAGCUACGUUGGAUAUCUGCUCUUUCCCGGCCACAUACUGAAGUAGAUUUUUCUGCUGCACAAGAUUUCUCACAGAUGCAGUGUAUCCGAGCUAUUGUUGCCCAGCAGCCCGAUGAGCUGUCGUUGGAUAAAGCUGAUAUCAUAUUAGUGCACCAACAAAGCAGCGACCAUUGGGUAGAGGGGACCAGACUAUCUGAUCGGCAUCGUGGGUGGGUUCCCGAGUCCCAUUUGGAAACCAUAAGCAACUCUAGAGUACGACAACGCAACCUGUCAGAUGCCCUCAAACUGACAACGGCCACCGCUGCUGUUUGACUGGGAUGCUCAGACUGUGACUAAACAGAGGGAACGUCCUGUGUGCACCGUAAAAAAGGAUGAGACUCAGUUGUCUGCUUUAAACUGCUGGAAAAUGGACCAUGGACAUUCUGUGAUGCUGUAGUGUUGAAUUGUUCACAGCAACUGAAAUGCUGUAAGAAUGCAUCUCAGCGUAGCAUUGGAUCUCACUUGUUUCACUUGAUGGAACAAUAUAUUGCCUUAGAGCAAUGCAUGAACUGCUGAGGCCUGCCUAAAAGACAUGUGAAAGGACUAUGUGACUCUAUUAACUUUUAUUUACAGUACAUAACAAACUUUGUGUGUGCUGUAAUACAUCGAUAACUGUUGUUUUAAUAGUUUUAAAGGGAAAUCCUAUUUUUCCAAGAAAUGCUAUUUUUGGAAAAUGUAUUAUUAUGUGUGUAUAUUGAACAGAAUCUAAUAGUUGAGUGAAUGAUGUUUAUUGAAAAGUUGGCCCCUGCGUGCAGGAGAGCUGAAGAGAAUCAUACAAAGUGUGAAAGAUAGUUCAAAGAUGCACAGCUAACCCAGUGAUAACAUUUCAAUAAAUUCAGAUUGGUGGAAUAAAAUGACUCUCGAACAUAA